Messenger RNA from Protopolystoma xenopodis, 504 nucleotides. Lineage: Eukaryota; Metazoa; Platyhelminthes; Monogenea; Polystomatidea; Polystomatidae. The record is from the annotation of a GenBank genome assembly.
AGCUCAGCCAGCCACUCGGUGGGAGCCGGAUUGGAGUUGUCCGAGGGCACCGAGCCUCGUCGGGGUACCACUGCUCCGACAACCGCCAAAGCUUUUGGCGUCACAGCCAAAUCUCACCUUUCACUUGUCCAGUCGGCAAUCAAUCGCUGGCCGAGGGCCAGGGGUAAAGUCUACGAAAGUAUCGGUGAUCAGAUGAACAGCUCGUUUGACAAUGACCUGAGCUCGCGGUUAGUGCAUGUGGCAAAAUUGGGCAAAAUUAGGCGAAAUUGGGCAGAAGACGUGCAAAAUGCUGGCCAUCCAGGCUGGGGGCUGCCAGAAGCGAGGCAAGGUAGAUGCUUUUCAACUGAUAACGAAGACUGGCCAGUCUUCCAGCAACCAGUUGCAGCUUCUUUAAGUGGCAAUAAAUGGCAGAAAGGAGGUACUCAGUGGCCGUGUUGCCCGGCCAUAAAUUAUCUUAAAUGCUUCGCCCCUCUGGCAAGUAAGUCUGUUCUGCGGUCAAAUUAA